Molecule: messenger RNA, 2294 nt
Organism: Phymastichus coffea
Lineage: Eukaryota; Metazoa; Arthropoda; Insecta; Hymenoptera; Eulophidae
Product: ankyrin-3-like
Exons: 2
Coding region: 949-2163 (404 amino acids)
Biological process (GO): protein localization to ciliary inversin compartment
Cellular component (GO): ciliary inversin compartment
Molecular function (GO): protein binding
Source: RefSeq, a predicted model, not a curated record
CCAGCUCUCGGUUAAAGAGCUACCGCUAUUCAAUAAACUUAAAUUUAAAUCUUCAUAGCAGCUGGCGCUGAUAGCACGGCGAUAAAAGUGUACACGCAUAGCUGCGAGAGGUUGGUAAAGGUGCAUUAGGCUCGAUUGAAAUCGAAUUUGCGCCCUUCGUGCGAGUCGUUUCGAUCAGAGCACAAGAUAAACGCUCUUUUCAAUAUUGGAAUAGACGGCGCUGACGACGGCAGCAUGACAUAUUGAGCCAAUCAAAUAAAAGUCCUCGAAGCUCGGGGAGGGGACCAGCAGACGAGAAAUCCAACGUCGCGGUCUAUUCCCUACCAAUUUCGCUGCCGUCCAAACGUUCUCGUUGCGCUACUAUGAAGAACAGAAAAAGGACAUCAUAGCCGUUGCAAAGUGCCUGGGUUCGAACGGCCUCGAGGAGCUGGUGAGUUGACCUCACUGAGUUGGUGCUCGCGACUGGAGACUAGGGUAGCCGACUUCUUAAUUUAAAUAAUAAUCCGAAUCUCUGAAUCUUCGCCCUGUCAGCUGUCGCGGAUGGGUUAUGAUGGGCUAACACUUAAGUCUGUAUCUACACGAUACUGGUUCAAUUUAUCGGCCAUAAACAUUUCACUUCGAACUUAAGUAGCACAUGCGACACUAGCUGUAUUACACUGUAUUUCACCGACCUUCGUUAAUCAACAGACCUAGUAAUAUCGAGCACACAAUUGAUUAGGACUUUCGCGUAACACCCUUUGUACAGGUGGUAUACAUGGUGGCCAAUACAACAAUAGAUGCAAUUCUCUCGUAACAUCGACCGAUGUCCGCUCGUUCCCGAUGCUAACUCCCUUUUUCCGCCGAACGGAUUAGCUGGCUCCCAAUGAAUAAUUUAGCCAUGAGCCGCUUACUGAUGUUACUGGUGACAGCCGAUUGCGAAAAAUACUAUUCUACAGCCACUCUUAGAAGAUGGCAACGAUAAGAAACACAAAAAACAAUCAUCGACUGGAGGAUAUUGUCCUCAUGAAGAAUUCCGAAUUAACAAGAAAGAUACUCGAAAAGUCGACCUUUCGAUGCAGCUCAGAAACAAUCGUUAUGAAACGAGCAAUAGAAACACGAGACAUUGAAAAUCUUAGAAUUCUUCUUCAUCAUGGACGAGGUUGGAAAACGAGACGAGCGAUUUUCGAACGUGAAAUUUGUCGAUUGAUCGACUCUGAUUUGAAAUCAGUAGAAUUUAUUGUAGAGCACUUACCAAAUUUGGAUGUUAUCGACGAACAUUUCAUAAUCAAGUUGAGACAUUUAUUCGAGCAAGGUACCCACGAAAUUGUAGAAAUGUUAUUGAAAUAUAGUAUCGAUCUGCACGUAAAAGACAAAUUCGGAAUGCAAUUAUUGGUGAGCGCGUUUGGGAAUUCUAAAGUGAACGCGAUCGAGUUGUUUGAGAGUCGAAAUUUGGAUGUGCACGAGCAAGGUGUUUCAGGCGAAACUGCUUUACACUCUGCUGUGGAUAAUAACCUUGUGAAAAAUGUUAAAUUCUUAUUGGAUCACGGUGCUGAUCCAAACUCACAAGAUUGCGUUGGAUGGACGCCAAUGUUCGUCGUUAAGAGUAUCGAAUGCAUGGAACUCUUGUUACAGUACGGUGCCGAUCUACAGCAUAGUGACAAAGAUGGGUAUACUAUUUUCGAUUCGAUUCAAUCUUCUUCAGAUAUAAUCACGCAAGCUGCGUUAGCUAAUCUUGCUAUCGAAGAAGCUCGUGGUAAGCCUGUUCGACAAGUAAUUCACGACAGGAUUCACUUAACGGAAAAUUUCAGAGUUUUUUACAAGAACUGUCGCCGGGAGAUCAAAUACAUGAAAAAAGUUUUUGGCGCCGACAAUGUGUUCUUAAUUCUAAGCGGUGAUACUGAGAAAGUAUUCCAUCAUGUUUUGAAAUCUGACAUUAUUUUCUGUCUUUUAAAUCAAAUACGUUCGAUGAAUGGUUACAUGUGUUCUAUGUUUGAGAAAAAAUUGAAUAGAAUUGCUAAUACGUAUAAUGUGUAUCAAAAUGCUGCCAUGCUUGCUGUUAAAAGUAACGAUAUAUUUGAUCCUUAUCGUUCGAUCGCAGCCAAAAUAGUUAUUUAUUCAAUUAUCGAAGAUUUACUAGUGUUUUUCUUGAUUGUCUUUAACAGUAUUAGAAUCUUCAUUUGGUGAUCCAAAGCUACAAAAUAACGUUUAUGCUAACGUUACAUUUUAUUUUGUUUUAUUUUAUACUACUUACUCAUUGUAUUUGUAUAUAUAAAUACAAACAGUCAAAGCUCAUGAUAUUUUGUAAAUAAAGUGAU